This is a messenger RNA of Chinchilla lanigera (long-tailed chinchilla), 1077 nucleotides long. It is a transcript of the gene Zwint, whose product is annotated as ZW10 interacting kinetochore protein. Bases 85 to 813 code for a protein of 242 amino acids. Lineage: Eukaryota; Metazoa; Chordata; Mammalia; Rodentia; Chinchillidae. Gene Ontology annotation, biological process: establishment of localization in cell; mitotic sister chromatid segregation; mitotic cell cycle checkpoint signaling. Gene Ontology annotation, cellular component: cytosol; nuclear body; kinetochore. The transcript is spliced from 8 exons. The record is from RefSeq and is a predicted model, not a curated record.
CCGCGGAGCCGGCAGCCAAUCGCCGGCCGGGGCGCGAAGGCUCGGUUGAAUCCAAAACAGAAAGUACCCGAGGGCGGCGCCGUGAUGGAGGCGGCGGAGACCGAAGCUGAGGCGGCCGCGCAAGCGGUCCUGGCCGAGGUGGCAAAUGUUCUAGAACCUGUAGGCCUACAGGAAGAAGCGGAGCUGCCGGCCCAGAUCCUGGCUGAAUUUGUGAGGAACUCUCGGAAGAAAGACAAGCUACUCUGUAGCCAGCUUCAAAUAGCAGAUUUUUUACAAAAUUUUCUGGCUCAAGAGGACACUGCUCAGGGCCUGGACCCCUUGGCUUCUGAAGAUACAAGCCGACAAAAGGCAAUUGCAGCAAAGGAGCAAUGGAAGGACCUUAAGGCCAUUUACCAGGAACAUGUGGAGGCCAUAAGAAGUACCCUGACUGAGGCCCUGCCCCAAGUGGAAGAGGCCCAGCAGAAGCGUGUGGAACUUCAGGACGCCAUUGAGCAGCUCCAGGCCAAGAAACAAGUGGCCAUGGAGAAAUUCAAAGUAGCCCAGAAGCAGUGGCAGCUACAACAGGAAAAGCACCUGCAGGGUCUGGCAAAGGUUUCUGCAGAGGUCAAAGAGCGUCAGACUGGAAUUCAGCAGAAGCUUGAGCGGCUGUAUCAAGAACUUGGAGUCCUGAAACAGCGGGCAAUCCAGGAGCAGGAUAAAUUGCAGAGGCAUCAGACCUUCCUUCAGCUACUGUAUACCCUGCAGGGGAAGCCGCUCCCUGAGGCUGAAGGCCAUGUUAGCCCAGAAGCUGCCUCUCUACCUGGAUCUUCUUAAGGGGCUCAUUUAUUUCUGAUGAAGACAUCUGGAAGUUACAGGAAUCUCAUCUGACUUUGUUGUAGUACUUAUUGCUGUCAAGUUUGAUGUAUUUUUACCUGAGUCUCCUGUUUAUUUGUAAAGAAGCCAAACAGCAGCGUGAUUUAUUUUUAAAUGUGUAAGUAGUAGUAUUUACAUUUAGUUUUGUCUUAUAAUUCAGGAGAUAUUUUGUGUUUUGGAUUGUUUUAUUAAUGUGACUAUAUUAAAGUUUUGUGAGAACAUGAA